Molecule: messenger RNA, 381 nt
Organism: Camellia sinensis
Lineage: Eukaryota; Viridiplantae; Streptophyta; Magnoliopsida; Ericales; Theaceae
Source: RefSeq, a predicted model, not a curated record
AUGAGGCUCUCUUCUGCUCGUAACGUCAUUGAGAGGUGUUUUGGGCUACUUAAAAUGAAGUGGGCAAUAUUGAGGACUUAUUCUUACUUUCCAAUCAAGACUCAAUUUCGUAUUAUCACUGCAUGUUGCCUUCUCCACAAUCUCAUACAACGUGAAAUGCCUAUGGAUCUUGAGGAUGAUGAGAACAAGGAAAUGAAUCCUCCUCCUCUAGCUAUUGAAUUAGGAGAUGAAAUGAUUGAUGUUGUUGAAGCAUUUAAUCAAUGGAGUGAAUGGAGAACUGCCUUGGCAACCCAAAUGUUUAAUGAAUGGCAAGCAAGCAGAGGUAUGGAUGACACAGGUACCACUAGUUCUUGUAAGAAGGAGAAACGUCGAAGGUUUUGA